AUGCAGUCCCUGCACGGUAAACUGUCAUCCGCCCAGGUCCAUGUCUCUAGCUGGGUGGGCAGCAUGCGUCGUUCCCUACAGGGGGCACUGAACUUAGUCUGGAAAAAUGAUGAUGAGGAGGAUGAGGUGGUGAAAGAAGAUAAGGAGGAGGAGGAGAAGGAAGAGGCGAAGGAAGAGGAGGAGGAGGGAGAAGGUGGGGGCGGGAGGUUCCAGAGGGCCGUGUCUCCUCUGCGUAGCUUUGCCUCCCGGAGCCGGCGAUCCCUGAGGUUGUUCUCAGUCCGGAGUCACCAGCGGAUGAGGCUACGUAGACGGGCAGCAGACACCAGCGCUGUAAGAGAACCUGUCUGAACAAUGUCAUUAUCUGCUCUUGAACCAGACUGUUUUUAGAAUGAACAUAGACCUAAAAGUGUUACUUAGCCAAACAGCUUAAUUCCCUCAAUAGUCCGUAGGGCCACUACCUCCACUUCUUUCUCCCCCUCCAUCACCUUUCUAACUCUUUUUGCUUAUUCCUAUCCUUCUUCUCACCCCUCAGAGGCUUGUGUAGGCCUAUGGCGUGUGUGUGUGUGUGUGCGUGCCGUGUUUAUCAGUGUGCAUACGGUUAGCAUUUCCCUCUGUCAGUGGUGUGAAUGAGAGUCUGGGGAAAGUGACAGGCCUGAGGGAAAGAGAUAAGAUCCAUGGAAACACGGUUGUGUGUGUGUUUGUGUGUGUGUGUGUGUGUGUGUGUGUGUGUGUUUGUGUGUGUCUGUGGGCAUGUAUUUGUGUGUGUAUGCUCCUUGCUAUGAAAUUCUGCUCAUGCUAACCUCACACGCCACUCAAGGCCCAUGUUUGCGUGUCCAUGUAUAGUCUUUCUAUUCCUCUCACUACAGAACACAUUUAGCAGAACCACACACCUGUAUUUCAUUGCUUAUAUCUCUGUAAUAGAGCUCAUGGUGUAGUUUGUGCUGUAGACCUGCAGAAAGGUAGAACGCUUCAGGGUGCAGCAAUAUGACCUCCAUAACCACUAGUGUGUGUGAGUUUCUCGAAAUUAUUUGAGUGCCUUUUUUAAAACUCAGUUCUUUCUCGGAAGCGAGUAUGGCUCCUUGCAUAUAUUUUUUCAAUGUCUGAAUACGUGCAUGGGUAUUUUGGUGUGUGUUUGUGUGUGUCUAUGUGUGUAUGUGUCAUUUAUCGCUGCAUUGUUUAGAGGACAUGCUAGCUAGCAUUAGGUCCUUUUUCAGUCUGGAUGGCUUUGAGCCCCCCAAUAACUUUACUGUGAAGCACAGAUGUUAAAAUGAGGUGUGACUGCAGAGUACUACCUGCUCUGUCUUGACUUGUAACACUCCCUCCCCCCUUAUGAUCCCUUAUUGAUGUCACUUGUUAAAGCCACUUCAAUCCGUGUAGAUGAAGGGGAGGAGACAGGUUAAAUAAGGUUUUUAAGCCUUGAGACAAUUGAGACAUGGAUUGUGUGUUUUAUUCAGAGGGUGAAUGGGCAAGACAAAAGAUUUACGAGCCUUUGAACAGGGUAUGGUAGUAAGUGCCAGGCACAUCGGUUUGUGUCAAGAACUGCAACGCUGCUGGGUUUUUCAUGCUCAACAGUUUCCCAUGUGUAUCAAGAAUGGUCCACCACCAGCCAAGGACAUCCAGCCAACUUGACAAAACUGUGGGUAGCAUUGGAGUCAACAUGGGCCAGCAUCCCUGUGGAACGCUUUCGACACCUUGUAGAGUCCAUGCCUCGACGAAUUGAGGCUGUUCUGAGGGCAAAAGGGGGAGGUGCAUCUCAAUAUUAGGAAGUUGUUCAUAAUGUUUUGUACACUCAGUGUAUAUGCUAUCAUAAUUUCCUUACUUAUUACUGCCCACAUUAUUUGACAUUGUAACUUUUUAUGUAAACAACGGUUAGCUGCCUUUUGGACUGCUAUACAGCUGCCAAUGCAACUCUGGUAAUUUAUCCCUGCUACUAUACAUACACUACAUGACCAAAAGUAUGUGGAAACCCCUUCAAAUUAGUGGAUUUGGCUAUUUCAGCCACACCCAUUGCUGACAGGUGUAUAAAAUUGAGCACACAGCCAUGCAAUCUCCAUAGACAAACAUUGGCAGUAUAAUGGCCCGUACUGAAGAGCUCAGUGACCUUCAACGUGGCACCGUCAUAGGAUGCCACCUUUCCAACAAGUCAGUUCGUCAAAUGUCUGCCCUUCUAGAGCUUCCCCGGUCAACUGUAAGUGCUGUUAUUGUGAAGUGGAAACGUCUAGGAGCAACAACGGCUCAGCCACGAAGUGGUAGGCCACAUAAACUCACAGAACGGGAUCGCUGAGUGCUGAUGCACGUAGCGCAUAAAAAUUGUCUGUGCUCGGUUGCAACACUCACUACGAGUUCCAAACUGCCUCUGGAAGCAACGUCAGGGCAAAAACUGUUUGUUGGGAGCUUCAUGAAAUGGGUUCGCUGCCAUUGGACUCUGGAGCAGUGGAAACACGUUCUCUGGAGUGACGAAUCAUGCUUUACCAUCUGGCAGUCCGACUGACAAAUCUGGGUUUAGCGAAUGCCAGGAGAACGCUACCUGCCCGAAUGCAUAGUGCCAACUGUAAAGUUUGGUGGAGAAGGAAUAAUGGUCUGGGGCUGUUUUUCAUGGUUCGGGCUAGGCCCCUUAGUUCCACCAAAGGGAAAUCUUAACGUUACAGCAUACAAUGACAUUCUAAACAAUUCUGUGCUUUUCAACUUUGUGGCAACAGUUUGGGGAAGGCCCUUUCCUGUUUCAGCAUGACAAUGCCCCCGUGCACAAAACAAGGUCCAUACAGAAAUGGUUUGUCGAGAUCGGUGUGGAAGAACUUGACUGGCCUGCACAGAGCCCUGACCUCAACCCCAUCGAACACCUUUGGGAUGAAUUGGAACACUGAAUCGCCCAACAUCAGUGCCCGACCUCACUAAUGCUCUUGUGGCUGAAAGUAAGCAAGUCCCUGCAGCAAUGUUCCAACAUCUAGUGGAAAGCCUUCCAAGAAGAGUGGAGGCUGUUAUAGCAGCAAAGGGGGGACCAACUCCAUAUUAAUGCCCAUGAUUUUGGAACGAGAUGUUCGACGAGCAGGUGUCCAAAGACUUUUAGACAUGUAGUGUAUCAGACAGGGAUGUGAAGGCCAUAUGGCUCUGUCCCAAUGGGCCUUGGUCAAAGGUAGUGCACUAUAUAGUUAACAGGUUGCCAUUGGAGACGGAGACGAAGUACACCCAGUCCUCCUGUCUGUCACUGUGCUUCCUCUAUGAGGCCAUAGCCUACUGUACUGUAGGCAAAUCCGCUGAGAGAGGCUCAUUCAGCCACACAGUGAGAAGGCCACCCAGACCAGAGUGACGCAGCACGAUAUGAAGCAUUGUGCAAAUGAAGUCACACUGAGAUAAUAUCUUUCUCUCUCUCUCUGUGUGUGUGUAGCCUGACUCACCCAAUCAAUCAGCACAAGGCAGUAAAGUAGUUAUGAAGGAAGAUGUUUACCAAAUCAAAAGCCGUUCCUCUCCCAGUGAGGUUGUUUUUGUUGCCGGGUAACAUAAAAACGACAGUAGAUUGGCAUGUGCGCCUUGACAAACACUAGUGUGAGGUGAGGUUCAAAGAAUGUGUUUUUGUGUGACUGUGUCAGUGUGUGUGUGUGUGUGUGUGUGUGUGUGUGUGUGUGUGUGUGUGUGUGUGUGUGUGCCUGUGUGUGUGUGUUUGUGUGUGUGUGUGUGUGUGUGUGUGUGUGUGUGUGUGUUUGUGCGUGCUCGUGUGGUGUUUGUGGAGGACAGUGUACCCUCUGUGUCCAGCUCAUUAAAAGAGGCAUGCUUGGCUGGUUGUUCAACCUCUUUCUUUCGCUGUUGUAGUUACCGCUCUUGGCUUUGUGUGUUCUCCCCAACACCGUUCUAUUGCAUCUCCUUCUCUUCUCCAUGUUCAGGGGAAGAUCUGAACAAGACUCCACAAAAUAUGGACAAGCAUAUUUGAUGUAAUCUUUCAGUUUACAAAAAGAUGGUUGAUAAGAGUUAACAUCAUACAGAUACCGUAGCAAAGAUCAUACAUCAGAUAACAUCAUACAUACAUUACCGGUCCAAAGUUUUAGAACACCUACUCAUUCAAGGGUUUUUAUUGAUUUUUUACUAUUUUCUACAUUGUAGAAUAAUAGUGAAGACAUCAAAACUAUGAAAUAACACAUAUGGAAUCAUGUAGUAACCAAAAAAGUGUUAAACAAAUCAUAUAUACAGUGAGGGAAAAAAGUAUUUGAUCCCCUGCUGAUUUUGUACGUUUGCCUACUGACAAAGAAAUGAUCAGUCUAUAAUUUUAAUGGUAGGUUUAUUUGAACAGUGAGAGACAGAAUAACAACAAAAAAAUCCAGAAAAACGCAUGUCAAAAAUGUUAUAAAUUGAUUUGCAUUUUAAUGAGGGAAAUAAGAAUUUGACCCCCUCUCAAUCAGAAAGAUUUCUGUCUCCCAGGUGUCUUUUAUACAGGUAAUGAGCUGAGAUUAGGAGCACACUCUUAAAGGGAGUGCUCCUAAUCUCAGUUUGUUACCUGUAUAAAAGACACCUGUCCACAGAAGCAAUCAAUCAAUCAGAUUCCAAACUCUCCACCAUGGCCAAGACCAAAGAGCUCUCCAAGGAUGUCACGGACAAGAUUGUAGACCUACACAAGGCUGGAAUGGGCUACAAGACCAUCGCCAAGCAGCUUGGUGAGAAGGUGACAACAGUUGGUGCGAUUAUUCGCAAAUGGAAGAAACACAAAAGACCUGUCAAUCUCCCUCGGCCUGGGGCUCCAUGCAAGAUCUCACCUCGUGGAGUUGCAAUGAUCAUGAGAACGGUGAGGAAUCAGCCCAGAACUACACGGGAGGAUCUUGUCAAUGAUCUCAAGGCAGCUGGGACCAUAGUCACCAAGAAAACAAUUGGUAACACACUACGCCGUGAAGGACUGAAAUCCUGCAGCACCUGCAAGGUCCCCCUGCUCAAGAAAGCACAUAUACAGGCCCGUCUGAAGUUUGCCAAUGAACAUCUGAAUGAUUCAGAGGAGAACUGGGUGAACGUGUUGUGGUCAGAUGAGACCAAAAUGGAGCUCUUUGGCAUCAACUCAACUCGCUGUGUUUGGAGGAGGAGGAAUGCUGCCUAUGACCCCAAGAACACCAUCCCCACCGUCAAACAUGGAGGUGGAAACAUUAUGCUUUGGGGGUGUUUUUCUGCUAAGGGGACAGGACAACUUCACCGCAUCAAAGGGACGAUGGACGGCGCCAUGUACCAUCAAAUUUUGGGUGAGAACCUCCUUCCCUCAGCCAGGGCAUUGAACAUGGGUCGUGGGUGGGUAUUCCAGCAUGACAAUGACCCAAAACACACGGCCAAGGCAACAAAGGAGUGGCUCAAGAAGAAGCACAUUAAGGUCCUGGAGUGGCCUAGCCAGUCUCCAGACCUUAAUCCCAUAGAAAAUAUGUGGAGGGAGCUGAAGGUUCGAGUUGCCAAACAUCAGGCUCGAAACCUUAAUGACUUGGAGAAGAUCAGCAAAGAGGAGUGGGACAAACUCCCUCCUGAGAUGUGUGCACAUCUGGUGGCCACCUACAGGAAACGACUGACCUCUGUGAUUGUCAACAAGGGUUUUGCCACCAAGUACUAAGUCAUGUUUUGCAGAUGGGUCAAAUACUUAUUUCCCUCAUUAAAAUGCAAAUCAAUUUAUAACAUUUUUGACAUGCGUUUUUCUGGAUUUUUUGUUGUUGUUAUUCUCUCUCACUGUUCAAAUAAACCUACCAUUAAAAUUAUAGACUGAUCAUGUCUUUGUCAGUGGGCAAACGUACAAAAUCAGCAGGGGAUCAAAUACUUUUUUCCCUCACUGUAUAGCCACCCUUUGCCUUGAUGACAGCUUUGCACACUCUUGGCAUUCUCUCAACCAGCUUCACCUGGAAUGCUUUUCCAACAGUCUUGAAGGAGUUCCCACAUAUGCUAAGCACUUGUUGGCUGCUUUUCCUUCACUCUGCGGUCCGACUCAUCCCAAACCAUCUCAAUUGGGUUGAGGUCGGGGGAUUGUGGAGGCCAGGUCCUCUGAUGCAGCACUCCAUCUUGGUAAAAUAGCCCUUACACAGCCUGGGGGUGUGUUGGAUCAUUGUCCAGUUGAAAAACAAAUGAUAGUCUGGCGUAUCGCUGCAGAAUGCUAUGGUAGCCAUGCUGGUUAAAUCACAGACAGCGUCACCAGCAAAGCACCCCCACACCCUAACACCUCCUCCUCCAUGCUUUACGGUGGGAACUACACAUGCAGAGAUCAUCCGUUCACCCACACCGCGUCUCACAAAGACACGGCGGUUGGAACCAAUCUCCAAUUUGGACUCCAGACCAAAGGACAAAUUUCUACUCUCCAUUCCAUUGCUCUUGUUUCUUGGCCGAAGCAAGUAUCUUCUUCUUAUUGGUGUCCUUUAGUAGUGGUUUCUUUGCAGUAAUUCAACCAUGAAGGCUUGAUUCACACAGUUUCCUCUGAACAGAUGUUGAGAUGUGUCUGUUACUUGAAUUCUGUGAAGCAUUUAUUUGGGCUGCAAAUCUAAUGAACUUAUCCUCUGCGGCAGAGGCAACUCUGGGUCUUCCAUUCCUGGGGCGGUCCUCAUGAGAGCCAGUUUCAUCAAAGCGCAUUAUGGUUUUUGUGACUGCACUUGAAGAAACAUUCAAAGUUCUUGAAAUGUUCCAUAUUGACUGACCUUCAUGUCUUAAAGUAAUGAUGGACUGUCGUUUCUUUUUGCUUAUUUGAGCUGUUCUUGACAUAAUAUGGACUUAGUCUUUUACCAAAUAAGGCUAUGUUCUGUAUACCCCCCUACCUUGUCACAACACAACUGAUUGGCUCAAACGCAUUAAGAAGGAAAGAAAUUCCACAAAUUAACUUUUAAGAAGGCGCACCUGUUAAUUGAAAUGCAUUUUAGGUGACUACCUCAUGAAGCUGGUUGAGAGAAUGCCAAGAGUGUGCAAAGCUGUCAUCAAGGCAAAGGGUAGCUAUUUGAAGAAUCUCAAAUAUAAAAUAUAUUUUGAUUUGUAUAAAACGUUUUUGGUUACUACAUGAUUCCAUAUGUGUUAUUUCAUAGUUUCGAUGUCUUCACUAUUAUUCUACGAUGUAGAAAAUAGUAAAAAUAAAGAAAAACCCUUGAAUGAGUAGGUGUUCUAAAACUUUUGACUGGUAGUGUACACUGAGUGUACAAAACAUUAUGAAUACCUUCCUAAUAUUGAGUUGCACCCCCUUUUGCCCUCAGAAAAGCCUCAAUUUGUUGGGGCAUGGACUCUACAAGGUGUUGAAAGCUUUCCACAGUUGUGUCAAGUUGGCUGGAUGUCCUUUGGGUGGUGGACCAUUCUUGAUACACACGGGAAACUGUUGAGCGUGAAAAAGGCAGCAGUGUUGCAGUUCUUGACACACUCAAACUCAUGUCUUAAUUGUCUCAAGGCUUAAAAUUCCUUCUUUAACCUGUCUCCUCCCCUUCAUAUACACUGAUUGAAGUGGAUUUAACAGGUCACAUCAAUAAGGGAUCAUAUCUUUCACCUGGAUUCACCUGUUCAGUCUAUGUCAUGGAAAGUGUUUUGUACACUCUGUGUACAUCAUACAGGUAUCAUAAAUAGGUCGGCAUACAUGCAAUGCUCCUUACAUUAGCAUUAUAUCGGCCCUCUGAGUGUCAGCUGAGUAUCAGUAUCUGUUCUACUCCCGGCAAAGUGUCCUUCUCCACGAAACUUACCUACAUUUUUGAUAAUGGUCCCUCUCUGUUUUCUCUUUCUCUCUCUCCCCCCCCCCAGGACCAGUUGAGGUGUUGUGUAGGGGCAGGAGAGGGACGUGACACAGAGGCUCUGAUUGGUGGAGAGCCAGACAAGCAGUAUGGGGGCUGUGACACGAGACUGUCUGAGGAUGACUGGUGGGUGCACUGCAAAACAGGGGAACCAUACUAUAGUCCUAUAGUACUGAUAAGUAUAGUAGGGUGCAGCUCAAUAUUCUUAAGUAGCGCCCUCUCCUGGUCUCAUCUCUCCUUUACCUGUUCUGAUGUGAGAAGACAGGAUACGAGUCUAUCUUAAUAGUCUUAAGUAGCUUCCUUACCUUGUCUCCUCUUCUUUAUCUGCUGUGAAGAGACAGGAUAGGACAGGGAAAAGUCGUAUGGCUUCUUCUGACCUCUGCUGGUUUAUUAAAUGCAUUUCAGGGUAGUGUAUACUGAACAAAAAUAUAAAUGCAACAUGCAACAAUUUCAACGAUUUUACUGAGUUACAGUUCAUAUAAGGAAAUCAGUCAAUUGAAAUAAAUUCAUUAGGCCCUAAUCUAUGGAUUUCACGACUGGGCAGGGGCGCAGCCAUGGGUGGGCCUGGGAGGGCAUAGGCCCACCCAAUUGGGAGCCAGGCCCAGCCAAUCAGACUGAGUUUUUCCUCACAAAAGGGCUUUAUUACAGACAGAAAUACUCCUCAGUUUCAUCAGCUGUCCGGGUGGCUGGUCUCAGACGUUCCUUCAAAACUUGAGACAUCUGUGGCAUUGUGUUGAGUGGCCUUUUAUUGUCCCCAGCACAAGGUGCACCUGUGUAAUGAUCAUGCUGUUUAAUCAGCUUCUUGAUAUGCCACACCUGUCAAGUGGAUGUAUUAUUUUGGCAAAGGAGAAAUGUUCACUAACAGGGAAUGUAAACAAAUUUGUGCACAACAUUUGAGAGAAGUAAGCUUUUUGUGCAUAUGGAACAUUUCUGGGAUUUUUUUUUCAGCUCAUGAAACAUGGGACCAACACUUUACAUGUUGCGUUUAUAUUUUUGUUCAGUAUAUAAAAUGGGCACAUCUCAAUGGUUUGGUAUACCCACAUUAAUUAUUGCAGUACCAGAAAAAUAUCAACAAAGUGGACGAAAGCUCCCAAGUUCCCAAAUACUUGGAAAUCCCUUUUAUUUGUCUAUGUUUGUCAACUUUUUUUAUAUACUAAGUUCAGAUAUCUUGCCCACCAACCUGAAUCUUUUGGGCUUUUGUAGUUGAAUUAUGUUUUGAUCUCUUUUGAAUUCCCCACAUCCUCAGUCCGCAGAUGACAGAGGACCAGAUCUCGCCUGUCAUCACACCAGAUGAGCCUGACAGUACGUCUCCACUAGAAGAAACAGAGGACCAGGUCUUACCUGUCAUCACACCAGAUGAGCCUGACAGUACGUCUCCACUAGAAGAAACAGAGGACCCAUUACCCUUUCCUGAUGUAAGUCUCUUGUCAAGGCCUAUCUGGUACUUUCCACUAGGCAUGUAAGCAUUUACAGGCUAUACAGUACUUGAUUUUGCUUGUUCCUAUGUGUGUGUGUACAUACAGAUCUCCGCCCCUCUAUUGGACACCAGUGUUCUGCGUGCGAGGGCAGAGCUGAGGAAGAGUCGACGAACCCGCCCCCCUCGAACUGUCCGUCAGAGCUCUACCACAGUAAUGCUUGAGGAAGACCCAGUCCACGACUGGAGGUUCUAUGACUCCUCAGGUUAGGAGACAAUUCCAUAUCAACCCAUAGGAUUGACCUUCCCCAUGCACUAUAGUUCUAGGAAAAAGGGUAAUAGCUACACCUUGCCCUCUGAUAGGCUAGGUGGAAAACUUACACCAAUCUCAUCCUUUCAGAUACACACAAGUGGCUAGAAGGUAGGGCUUAAGGAUUAUUACAACCAUCCCUCAUGUAAGGUAAUUCACACAAGACCAACCAUCUGUUUUACCCAUUUUGCAGAUAAGGUGGACUCGCUGACACGGGGGGAUUGUGAGUCUGAUGAGGAGCAGCCCAGAGGGAGGGAGGUUUGUUCACCACCUUCCCAGCCCCAGAGAAUAGCCCUCUUCUCUGGAAUGGACCCAUCUGCCCUCAAGGUACAUGCUCUCAGCGCCCCUAUUUUACAACCUGAAACACUGGGUGCUUCCCAAAUGCCACCCUUUUCCCUGUGUAGGGCCAACGGGGCUCUGGUAUAAAAAGUAGUGCAUUAUAUAGGGCAGGGGUAUUCAAAUCCUACAUUGGAGGUCUGAAGUACUGCUGGUUUUCUGUUCUACCUGAUAAUUAAUUGCACCUACCUGGUGUCCCAUGUCUAAAUCGGUCCCUGAUUAGAAGGGAAGCAUAAAAAAGCAGUGGAAUUGGCUUGGAGGUCAUGAUUAGAAUUUGAGGAAUAUAGGGAAUAGGGUGCAAUUUGGGACGCACCCUAAGGCUGAAAUUCAAUCAAACCUGCACUGCUGAUCAUCUGCACUGCAUGUGGAAAAACAACUAAUUUCCUGCACCAUAGAAAGUGCAUUUUGGAUGAUAAACAAAACAAGUGUGAUUGUUUACAAGUUAUUUCUUACAGCAGGAAUCAGGACAACAUUCAUUUAGAAAUAUUUUUUACAGUGCAGGACCAAUAUGAUUUUGCUUAGUAAGGGUUUUCCUGUACUAUCAAAAAUGUCUAUAAUAUGACUUGUUCAUAUCUUAAAUGUAUCACUGGCUCUCCUAGGCCCAACUGAAGAAGCGAAGAGGUGGAGGAGGUGGUGGAGCCGGUGGAGGUGAAGGAGUAGACACAGACCGUCAGACGGACAGACUUGCCCCGUCCCCCUCUCAGCUCUCCCGCUCUCCCAGACGUUCCUCCUUCCUCCCCGGGGCAUCACGAGUGCUGCCCCCUGUAGGGAACAAAGGUGGAGGGUAAGUUUACUCCCAACAUGCUGCUCUUAUGUUACUAGCAUAAAACCACACAAGUAUUUUUACUAUUUUUUAAAAUCUUAUUCAACAUGAAGCAACAAAAUGUGAAUGAGAAAAAAAGAACAAUAUGAUAUAACAACAAGCAAUGCAGAUUUCAUAGUUACCUGGCUACAUUAGUUAGCUAUUAGCUACAAUAGUUAGCUGCAAGGCAAACCGUUUGAUCUUUGUUUGUGUGACCCUCAGGGGGGACACGUCUCCUUCAUGGCUGCGAGAACUCAAGUCUAAGAAGCGCUCGAGUCAAUACAACAGUGAGGCCUAG
This is a messenger RNA of Coregonus sp. 'balchen', 10860 nucleotides long. The record is from the annotation of a GenBank genome assembly. Lineage: Eukaryota; Metazoa; Chordata; Actinopteri; Salmoniformes; Salmonidae.